Molecule: messenger RNA, 1284 nt
Organism: Egretta garzetta (little egret)
Lineage: Eukaryota; Metazoa; Chordata; Aves; Pelecaniformes; Ardeidae
Gene: SNX31
Product: sorting nexin 31
Exons: 13
Coding region: 1-1284 (427 amino acids)
Biological process (GO): intracellular protein transport
Cellular component (GO): early endosome
Molecular function (GO): phosphatidylinositol binding
Source: RefSeq, a predicted model, not a curated record
AUGAGAAACCUAUCAAAAGAGGGCUGUCUUCUGGUGGCUGCCCGGGCAAAGGCUUUACCCUCGCUGUGGGCCCUGAGGGCCAUCAGGGAGGUGCUGGGUGGCUACCCCGUGCCCUUUCUGAGGCAGCUUUUUGGGAGCGCUGUGCCUGCUUUCCCUCCAAAGUUUUAUCUGGUAAUGACCAAGUCUAUGGCAGAUGAGAGACGGUCUCAGCUGGAGCAGUACCUUCAGAAUGUUACAUUGGAUUCAAGUAUUACCAAUAGUGAUGUCUUCAUAGGUUUUUUCCGAAAGCUACAGCAGGACACAUUUAAGAUCCAGACCCAGACAGCCUUUUUGGAUAUUUACCUCGCUGAUGGCAGCAAUAUUAGACUUGAUAUCCAGACAUCGGACACUGCAGAAAGAAUAUUAGAGGUUACGUCAUGCAAGAUGGGUCUACCAAGAGAAUUAAUAAAGUAUUUUAGCUUAUUUUUCUUUCAAGAUCAUGAUGAUGGAGCACUAUCUGUGGUGAAAAAAGUGGCAGACUUUGAACUUCCUUAUGUGAGUCUUCAGAGCAUGAAAGAGUUGCACUGUAAGCUUGGGAUCAGAAAGUGGUAUAUGGAUCCUUCUCUUGAUACACUGCUGAUGGGUUGUAGAGCUUCACUGAAUUUACUGUAUAUGCAGGCUAUCCAGGAAGUUAAGAGGAAUUGGGCUAAACCAACAGAAGGGCAGAUGCAGGACCUUCAAUUUCUACAAGAAAAUGUAAACAAAGCAAAGAUCCUGGAGCUGAUUCGAGAAAUGCAGUUCUAUGGAUACAUGCGGCUUGAUCCUUGUGUUUGUGACUAUCCAGAAGAAGGCUGCUCAGCCGACGUUUACAUCGGCAAUGAUGAGAUUAACUGCUGCAUAAAACUGCCUACUAACCAAACCAAAGAGGUCAGCUUUAAAAUCAACAGGUUAAGAAGUUGGCAGGUUACUUUUCUUGGUGCUACAAAAGAUGGUGAGGAAGACACUCUGGAGCUCAGAUUUGAGUACAAUAAUUCAGGCACAUGGCAGUGGAUAAUUUUGUACACAAAACAGGCCUUUUUGCUCAGUAGCUGCUUGAAGAAAAUUAUAUCAGAACAGAUGAUGAAGGCAGCCAAAGAAGGCCAAGAAAUGGAGAUCAAGAUGCCUGAAUCCACGAAAAAUAGUAAGAAAUCCAGCAUCCAACAAAAGCAGGUAGUCCAUUCGGGUUUUAUAUCAAGGAAAAGAUUUUUGGUUAGGCCAAAUGAAGACGACUGUGUAUUUGAGAAAAUAAAAGAAGAGGACCUGUGA